AAUGAGCACGCCGAAGGAUUCAGAUGGUACACCUGUUCUACCUCCGGGUUCUCGACCCCCCUUCAACCCUUACGGUACACCAAAUAUGAACCUAAUGGCGGCGCAAUAUGGACGCCUAUGCAUGCAAAUGCCACAGGGACCUCAGAUGUCUCAUGCAACGACCGAUUGCUCUCAAGAGCCACCUGUGUACUCUGCUAAUUCAAAUAUCAGAAACCUAAACAGCUCUAAUGUCUCUGGAUAUGUAGUGAAUCCUACACCUAGAACCUCUUCUAUGCCAGGUCAAGUAGGCGUUCCCGCUCAAAGUCGAUUUCCUGCAUCUUCUAUACGUGCAAACUACUUCGACGGCGGCGGCAUUUUGAAUGUCGCCAAGCUCACUGAACUGGCCGGAGGACCGCUUGAGGAGCAAGCUAUUAAGAUCAUAAUGACAAUCGCGGAUGAAUUUAUCGAUAGCGUUACGACGUUUGCAUGUAAAUUGGCUAGGCACCGGAAAUCCGAUGUUCUAGAGCCCAAGGAUAUCCAGAUGCAUUUAGAACGAAACUGGGGAAUUGUGUUGCCCGGUAUUGGGGGUGGAUCGAGUCUGCCGCAUAGCUAUAUGAAGAAAAGACCUCUUGAGUCUCAUAAACAACGCUUGCAGACCGUCAAGAGGUGCAAAAAAUAAAACCAAGUUUUGAGUCCAGUGACCAGCGCGACGGGUGCAGUCACCAAGAUAUCAAAGGGCUGAACGUCUACGUACAUGAAUAGGUCGAAGGAAGAAAAAGUUGGACAAAUAGAAUCGGGAAUUUUUAUCAUAGUUUUACAAAUCGAUUUCAA
Molecule: messenger RNA, 810 nt
Organism: Schistocerca gregaria
Lineage: Eukaryota; Metazoa; Arthropoda; Insecta; Orthoptera; Acrididae
Product: transcription initiation factor TFIID subunit 12-like
Exons: 2
Coding region: 2-658 (218 amino acids)
Biological process (GO): RNA polymerase II preinitiation complex assembly; DNA-templated transcription initiation
Cellular component (GO): SLIK (SAGA-like) complex; transcription factor TFIID complex; SAGA complex
Molecular function (GO): protein heterodimerization activity; DNA binding; TBP-class protein binding
Source: RefSeq, a predicted model, not a curated record